Messenger RNA from Setaria italica (foxtail millet), 3495 nucleotides. Its product is annotated as wall-associated receptor kinase 2. The transcript is spliced from 4 exons. The coding region runs from base 1 to 3387 and encodes 1128 amino acids. The record is from RefSeq and is a predicted model, not a curated record. Gene Ontology annotation, biological process: cell surface receptor signaling pathway; protein phosphorylation. NCBI's taxonomy places the organism in Eukaryota, Viridiplantae, Streptophyta, Magnoliopsida, Poales, Poaceae. Gene Ontology annotation, molecular function: polysaccharide binding; ATP binding; calcium ion binding. Gene Ontology annotation, cellular component: plasma membrane.
AUGGCACCAACCUCUGCAGCCGUGUUAUUCCCAGCGGCGGUGGCGGCGCUGAUGGCGAUGGCGCUGCAGCUCUCGGCAGCCGCCCCGCCGCCACGGGCACCAAUAGGGCAGCCCGGCUGCAAAACCACUUGCGGCAACGUGAGGGUGCCGUACCCCUUCGGCUUCGGGCCCUCGCGCUGCUACUGGCCGGGGCUCAACCUCACCUGCGACACCAGCAGCCAACCCCCGCGGCUGCUCCUCGGCGACGGCACCCUCCGGGUCACGGACAUCUCCCUCUUCGGCCUCCACGACUCGACCGUGCGCGUCGUGCGCUUCGGCUCUGUCAUAAACGCCACCGGCGCCGGCUUCUGGAGCGCCCCGUUCGGCCGCGGCUUCACAGAGCACGGGUACCUGCUGUCCUGGGGGAACGAGCUCGUCGUCUUCGGGUGCAACGUCGUGGCGACGCUCCUCGCCGACGGCAUCGGGGUAGAGACGACGAACACCCCGGGGAGGAUCGGCGGCUGCGCCAGCCUGUGCGCCAAGGUGAUCAGCGGCGGCGAGUUCAUCAUCAACACGGCGGACGCGAAGUACGGCCCGAUCGGCGACUGCUCCGCCGGCACCGCGGGCUGCUGCCGGUCGCCGGUCACCAUGCCCGCGCCGCCCAGACAAGUGCAGGCCAUGCGACUGAACAGCAGGAGCGACACCGUGGAGGAGAAGCAGCUGCCCGUGAACGUGUUCGUCGCGGAGGAGGGGUGGGUCGGGCAGCUGAGGAACAAGUCGCUGCGCACCGACGAGGUCAGCGAGGUUCCCUUCGUCCUGAAGUGGAGCGUCACGCGCGGCCUGCCGCCGGGCCCGGAACUCGACGACGGGGGCGAGUGCGCCGACGAGGUGCGCCGCAUACUGUGCAAGAGCAGACACAGCAGUUGCUGGAACGCCAUGCCGGGUCCAGGCUAUACCUGCCAGUGCGAGGAUGGUUACGACGGCAACCCUUACCUCGCCGGCGCCGGCGGCUGCCAAGAUAUAAACGAGUGCAAGUUGUCAAGUGAAAAGAAUGGGUGCUUCGGUGAAUGUAUCAACACGAUUGGCAAAAUGUACUGCCGAUGCCCGCAUGGAACUCAUGGCAACCCCGGCGUCAAAGGUGGCUGUUUCAAGAUCAACUCCACUACAGAUACACCAUUGCCUACGGUGGCUCCAGCGCCCAUAGCGCUGCCCAACAACUGCAACGCCACCUGUGGCGACGUUCGCGUGCCGUACCCCUUCGGCUUCGGGCCCUCCCACUGCUACAAGCCGGGAUUCAACCUCACCUGCGACACCAGCCACAGCCCUCCACGGCUGCUCCUCGAUGGCAACGGCACCCUCCAGGUUGCUGGCAUCUCCUUGUCUGACUCCACGGUGCGCGUCAUCCAUCACACCCGCAUCGACGCCUUCGACGUCACCUCGAGCUCCUCCCUCAUUGACGGACGAGUCACGCGUGCUGUUAGCUUUCAGCUCCCGGAGAUCGGCGAGUCCUAUAUGCUGUCUGCCAGGAACGAGUACGUCGUCUUUGGGAAUGGCGUGCAGGCCACCCUGUACGGGAACACGUACAGAAAUGGCAGCGGCGCCAACAGCAACAUCACCGGCUGCGUCUCCAGCUUCAGCUCUGGCCCGUUCGAAGAAUAUCGGAACUGCUCCGGCGGCGACGGCUGCUGCCAUGCGUCAAUCUUGGCGGGCAGCACGCCCAAGAAAAUGGAGUUCAGAGGGCUCGUGAAUACAGGCCUACACAACGACAUGCCAUUGGCGGUCGUCUCAGAGGAGGGGUUGACCGCCCAGUGGUGGGACACGAUCUUAAACAGGACGGUUACUCUGAACACUUGGAUACCCCGUUACUUCUCAUCUCCCCUUGUUUUACAGUGGGCGGUUAAGCAAGGUUUCCCAGCGCCUGCCGGCAACUCAUCGGGGCAGUGCCCCGGGGACGUGGCCAGCCGCCUUUGCAGGAGCGAGCACAGCAGCUGCCGGCAAGAGAAUGGAGGCUAUACGUGUUACUGCCACAAGGGCUACCAGGGCAACCCUUACAUUACCGACGGAUGCAAAGAUGUCGACGAGUGCAAAAUACCAAACAGGUGCUUCGGCCACUGCAAGAACUUGCCAGGGAAAUUCAAGUGCAGGUGCAAGCUAGGAACAUUUGGCAACGCCAACAAGCCCCACGGCUGCGUCAGUUCAUCCGUUAUUUUGUCCAAGUUCAUCAAGAAAAAUAAAAUUGGUUUGUCAGCUGCCAGUGGCCCGGUGCUCCUGCUUUUGGUGCUGGGAACAAUGCUAGUACCCCGCAAGAUUGAACAGCACAGGAUGAAAGUAUUAAAACAAAAGUGUUUCAAGCAAAACCGUGGACAAUUGUUGCAGCAGUUGAUGUCGCAAAAGGCAGACAUCGCAGAAAGGAUGAUCAUACCAAUAGAUGAGCUUGCAAAGGCGACAAACAACUUUGACAAAGCUCGUGAGCUUGGUGGUGGAGGGCAUGGUACUGUGUACAAAGGAAUCUUAUCAGACCUGCAUGUCGUAGCCAUCAAGAAAUCAAAGAUUACGGUCCAGAAAGAAAUAGAUGAGUUCAUAAAUGAGGUAGCAAUCCUGUCACAAAUCAACCACAAGAAUAUUGUCAAACUCUUUGGAUGUUGCUUGGAGACCGAGGUUCCAUUGUUGGUUUAUGAGUUUAUUUCUAAUGGAACCCUUUAUCACCAUCUCCAUGUUGAAGGACCAAGGUCGCUAUCAUGGCGCAACAGGUUAAGGAUCGCAACUGAAAUAGCCACUUCCCUUGCCUACCUUCACUCGUCAGUCUCUAUCCCAAUAAUACAUAGAGACAUCAAGUCCACUAAUAUACUUCUUGACGAUACAUUGACAUCGAAGAUAUCAGACUUUGGAACUUCAAGGUACAUUCCAAUGGAUAAAACAGGGUUAACAACAAGAAUUCAAGGGACAAGAGGAUACAUGGACCCUAUGUGCUGUUACACCGGCCGUGUCACAGACAAAAGUGAUGUCUAUAGCUUUGGUGUAAUUCUCAUGGAGCUACUCACUAGGAAGAAACCAUUUUCAUAUUUGUCCUCUGAAGGUGAUGGCCUUGUUAGCCAUUUUGUCAACCUACUUGCUGUGGGAGAUCUUGUCCAGAUAAUAGACCCACAAGUUAUAGAGGAAGCAGGCAAGGAAGUCCAUGAAGUUGCUACACUUGCAGCAUCUUGUGUAAAUUUUAGAGGUGAUGAAAGGCCAACUAUGCGACUGGUAGAACAUACACUAGAGGGGAUUUCGGGUUCUAAGAAGUAUAUGAAAGAUGAUAUGGUAAUAGCUGAAUUCAAGAAUGAUGGCGGGAAAAUAUUUGAGGAUGAAUCAAGCAGAAGAUACAGUUUGGAGCAGGAAAUGGUGAUGUCUGCAAGGUACCCUCGUUAGCACAGCAUUAUGCCUUGUACAUUAGCAUAAGGGAUUAUUUAACGUCUCCUGGAUGUAAUCUUCAUAUUUGUAGCGUGGGGACGUCUAGCCCCAUGAAUAAUAAUCAAA